Messenger RNA from Aspergillus steynii IBT 23096, 870 nucleotides. Its product is annotated as class II aldolase/adducin family protein. The record is from RefSeq and is a predicted model, not a curated record. The transcript is spliced from 3 exons. Bases 1 to 870 code for a protein of 289 amino acids. Lineage: Eukaryota; Fungi; Ascomycota; Eurotiomycetes; Eurotiales; Aspergillaceae. Gene Ontology annotation, molecular function: actin filament binding. Gene Ontology annotation, cellular component: cytoskeleton.
AUGGCACCCCCAACAGCCACAGAAACCGCCUCCGUCACACUGCAAGCCCGCCAAUCCACCCAGGAAGAGGGUUCGCAGAAGGCAAAGGUGAAAAUGGGCAUCCCCAAGCCCCCUGUCUUCGACGACAAGGUGAAAGAGCGAGAAUACCUAAAAGGCCGACUCGCCGCUGCAUUCCGGAUCUUUGGAAAGAACGGAUACGACGAGGGAGUCGCCGGCCACAUCACCCUCCGCGACCCCGUCGACCCCACCACCUUCUGGGUGAACCCGUUCGGCGUCGCCUUCUCGCAGAUCAAAUCCUCCGACCUCAUCCAGGUGAAUCACGCCGGGGAAGUCAUCGACGGCGGACCCGUGCGCAUGCUCAAUGCCGCCGCCUUCAUGAUCCACGCCGCCAUCCACGCCGCCAGACCGGAUGUCGUCUGCGCAGCACAUAGCCACAGUCUUCAUGGAAGGGCGUUUUGUUCGCUCGGUCGACCGCUCGAUAUCAUUACGCAGGACUCGUGUGCGUUUUAUAAUGACCACGUCGUCUACAAACAAUUCAACGGGGUGGUUCUCGCAGAAGAGGAAGGGCGCAACAUCGCCACCGCGCUCGGCGACAAGAAGGCCGCACUGCUGCAGAACCACGGACUCCUGACGGUGGGCGCGUCGGUCGAGGAGACGGUGUUCUGGUUCGUCAGUCUGGAGAAAUGCUGCUAUGCGCAGCUGCUUGCCGAUGCGGCGGCUGCGGGCCGGGGCGGGGCGACGAUGAAGAUCGAUGAUGCCGAUGCGGCGUUUACGUAUAAGACGGUGGGGACGCCGAUGGCGGGGUGGUUUAGUGCGAAGCCGUUGUUUGAUGUCGUUCAUGAGGAGACGGGGGGGAGGUAUUUGGAGUAG